AUGGGCCCUCCAAGUGCGCCUACUAAAAUUCACGUGGUGAGAAGGUUCUGCCUGCAGAAUUUGCAGUAUUAUCUUUACAAGUCUUGGACAACAUUCAUAUUUGAGUUUAUUUACAGAAAAGUGUUGUUGUGUGUUACCCUGAUUGCAAGUUAUCUUGCUAAAUCAGAUGAAAAUAUCUUCUUGUGCGUUUCUUUUUGUUUUCUUGUUUUUUUCAGUAAUUGUCCUUCAUUUUUGGCUGCUGCUUUAGCUAGAGCAACUUCGGAUGAAGUCCUUCAGAGUGAUCUUUCAGUGCACUACUUACCAAAGCAUGUGGACAGUACAGAUGGGAUCAUACAGAUUGAGACAGUGAAGCUAGCCCGCUUAGUUUUCAGCAAACUCCAUGAGAUCUGCAGCAAUUGGGUAAAAGACUUUCCACUCCAGCGGAAGCCCCACCGCUACUAUGAGACAUCCAUCCAUGCCAUCAAAAAUAUGCGCAGGAAGAUGGAAGACAAGCAUGUCUGCAUUCCAGACUUCAACAUGCUCUUCAACCUUGAGGACCAAGAAGAGCAAGCUUAUUUUGCAGUAUUUGAUGGUCAUGGCGGAGUGGACGCUGCCAUCUAUGCCUCCAUCCAUCUCCAUGUGAACUUGGUCCAUCAGGAGAUGUUUCAGCAUGACCCAGCAGAGGCGCUGUGCCGAGCCUUCCGGGUGACAGACGAGCGCUUCGUCCAGAAGGCAGCCAGAGAGAGUCUGCGUUGUGGAACCACUGGGGUGGUGACUUUCAUCCGAGGAAAUAUGUUACAUGUGGCUUGGCUUGGGGAUUCCCAGGUUAUGCUUGUGAGGAGAGGCCAAGCUGUGGAACUGAUGAAACCCCACAAACCAGAUAGAGAGGAUGAGAAGAAGCGCAUUGAGGCACUUGGUGGCUGUGUGGUCUGGUUUGGAGCCUGGAGGGUGAAUGGGAGCCUGUCGGUCUCCAGAGCUAUCGGGGAUGCUGAGCACAAGCCAUAUAUCUGUGGGGAUGCAGACUCUGCCUCCACUGUACUAGAUGGCUCUGAAGACUACCUCAUUUUAGCCUGUGAUGGCUUCUAUGACACAGUCAAUCCCGAUGAGGCAGUGAAAGUGGUGGCUGACCAUUUAAAGGAGAACAAUGGGGACAGCAGCAUGGUAGCACAUAAAUUAGUGGCAUCUGCUCGGGAUGCUGGUUCCAGCGACAACAUUACUGUCAUUGUGGUAUUUCUCAGGGACAUGAAUGCAGCAGUCAAUGUUAGUGAGGAAUCGGACUGGACAGAGAAUUCUUUUCAAGGUGGGCAAGAAGACGGUGGGGAAGAUAAGGAAAACCACGGAGACUGCAAACGACCGUGGCCCCAACACCAGUGCUCAGCACCUGCAGAUCUAGGGUAUGAAGGACGAGUGGAUUCCUUUACUGAUAGAACUAGCUUAAGUAUAGGGUCCAGUAUUAACCUGUUUGAUGAUCAAGGCUAUUUAGACCUGACAAACACAGAAACAAUUGAACCUAAGAGUGCCAAAUAUUUGCCACCAAUUCAAGUGUUUAGUCCUGGCAUACCAAAGAGUGAGAAUUUGAUUAAUGGUUUAACAGUGAAGAACAAAUCACCGGAGAGCACCACAUCAUCAGUCUAUGGACAAAGUGACCCCAGGGCGUCCAUCGCUCUUCCUAGUUUGGGUUCUGCAAGGCAAAACAUCUACAGGGUGGAGGGCUUCUCCCCCGUCUUUUUGGGGCUGGAAGAUGAACAGUUCAAAUCCUUGGGGAAACGAGCUUCUGCAUUCUCUCACUUGCGUUUCUGUAACGGGAAGAGGCGAAGAGGAGCCAGGUUCAAACCAAAGUUUCACACGCCGCUCUUGGCUCAUGAGCCUUCCCGUAUAGAAGGAUCAAGUCUGUCCUUCCCUGUCCGAGGCCGCAGUAACACGAGGUUGUUGGUAAGACGCUCCCUGUGGUGGAGGCUGGCUAGUCAUAAAGCUUACAGUGAGAGCAUGUUUUUGAUGCAAAUACAAAGUAAUUGUAUACCAGACUCAUCCCUUCAUCAAUGCUGUAAAAUGUAACUGUCUCCCUUGUGUUCCCCCUUAGAUACCUAAAACAGACAUUCCCAAAAUAAAACUGGCAUCAUCAGAAAGUGAAAAAGGGUGGGCAUUUCAGAACUGCGUGUAUUACAAUCCUCUGCAAAGCUCAAAUCAUGUGUAAAUAGAUCUAGGAAUUAACAAAUGUAGUUGUUUCAAUCUCAAUAAAAUGUGCUGGUGGUGCCACCCUAAGCAAUGCCACAGCCACCCAACCACCUGCACACAUAAGUAUCUAGUCACAUUCACUAGUGAAAGCUGACUAGUUGUUCACGUGAAUAGACACCAUUAGGGACCGUCUUUAAAAAUGCAGGAAGUUGAAUCUGCCUGAGUCUAUGGAGCAAUAUCUAAAGAAAGAUUCUGUUUUAGAACUGCCAAAUUUUUUAGAGUGGGGGGAAGUUUCCAUAGAAGUCCAGGUUGUGGUUUUUUUGUUUUGUUUUACUUUCAAUUUAUUUCAGGCUAAUACUAAGAUGAAUUAGAAAAUUACAUCCACUUUGCAGGUAAAAGACUAAAAGCCAUACAGGAUUUUACCAGGUAACUUAGGAACGGACAAACUAAGCUCCUGUUACUCUGUUCUCAGACUCUGAUUGAGGUACAUACUCAUAAUUUACUUAUUUUUUCAUGUAACAUAAAACGUGGAAUAUGAAGAAAACUUUUUUGUAGUUUAAAAAAAAAAUUCCUAUGGCUAGAGGUGCAGUGUACAGGGAUUUCGUAUCUCUCUGGUGCUUUUAGUGGCAUUUUUCUUGUUUGUCAGUUUAAAAAAAACUGUUUUCAGUUAGUUUUAAUCUAACAUGAUUGUGCUUAAUGCUUUGAGCCAACCUCUUUCCACCGUAACUUCAUCUCAGGUCUUUAAAGAAACCAAGUCUGUGGAGAUGUUCAGUACACUACUACUGUCACUCAGCCAGUUAAACCAGAGAACUGCUUGCUAGGAAUAAUGAGCAAUUUGUUUUAGGUGAGGAUUUUUAGGUGGCAAAAGUGUAAUUUAAUAUAAAGUCGUAGUGUCAAGGAAGGUAAGAUGCUGCCUCUGUAGUAGCAUUAUUGCUGCAAGUUGGUAUGUUCUAGAAUGUCUAAAAAUGGAUGCAAGGCUGCUAGAGCAAUCCAAAGUGAAUGGGAAUGCCAUGGAUGCAGACGAGUAGGAGAUGUGCUUGGGGUUUAGUGGAGAUGGUAAAAUUCACUGACAAUCCAGAGCUCUGCUUCAGUUAAACUUGUAUUCAUAAAGAAAAGUGAGGAAUGUCAGCUGCCCUGUAUUUUGACAAGCAGAGUGGUAUUUAACAAACAAAACCAGGCACACACAGUACCUGCCAGCUUUUCCCCGCCUUUGAGGUGAUGUUAACUUCUUAAAGGAGCAGUAAAUUAGGACAUAAGUAAGCAGACUAUUCCCAUCAGAUGACAGACCAGUCAGCUCCACUAAAUACACAUCCUGUUACUAAUAUUUGUUACAAUAAGGCAUUUGGAAGAAUAUGAAUAAGAUAAUUCUUCACAGGCAUUUAUUGUACCAUUCAUAUCAUUUUAGCAGUAACCAUUUAUUAUCAGUAUUAGUAUGUAGCUAGAAUUUGCAAGUAUUUUAAGUAGUCAGAAGAUUAUUCAACAUGAGUGAUGGCAAGCUUUGAAUUCUGCCAAUUUCUGCUUCUUCUAAUCUUUGAUGCACUAUUUUAAAAGCAAUUUGAUGAACAGCAAAAGGCUUUGUGAGUAACCAGGAGUUGAAAUGUGGCUUUAGAUUCCUUUGAUCUUUUUGAGACCUUUUUUUUUUUUUUUUUUUAAAUCUUUUGGGAUCAUUGGCUCUUACCUGUCAUCUUAUUAAGCCUUAGCUGUUGUCAACACUCUCUUUAGAUGCAGCAUAUGUUCCAAGCCAGAUUUACUAAGGAAAUUUGAGGAAUCAUGAAACAAUAAAAUAUGCAACUAUGGGGCAUCUCUGUGGUGCCUUUAUUUUAAAUUAUUCACAGUAAUAAUGAUGCAUUGAAAGUCCAUCUUCUAGUUGACAGUCAUGCUUCUGAAAGAAAGGUGGUGUAAGUGCAAUUCUUUGUAUGAGUAAAUAAGAAUGAAAAAUGUGAUGGAUGAUAAACUUCUUCCCAGUCUGCAGGAGUAGUUGAAGAGCACUGGACUGCAUGUAUGUGUGCUGCUUUGGGAAGGAUAUAGCUUUUUAGGUGUGGAUUCAUAAAUGAUAAUUCUGCUGCUCAUAACAUUUAUCUUGCUAGGAGAAAAAUUUACCAUCGUAGUUCCAGUGUGGUCAGGUAAAAUAUUGUAUAGAUAGCAAGUGUUCAUUUCUUCACUAAAUGCAUAUUUAUAGAGUAGAUAGGAACCAUUUGUAAGGUAAGUAAGUCCUUUAAAAGUUCUAUACUAUUAAAAGUAGUGGUUAUUGGUCUGAUAUAUGCUGCUCUUGAUUCUACACACUAGACAAAAAAGCAGUGCUUUGUGAAAUGCAGUGUUUUCUCUUAAUGCCACUGGUGAUAGGAAGUAGUUCUCUUCAGUUCAAAAUCCUGUGCCCUUAUUUGCUGCUUGCUAACGUAAGCAAUAAUACCCCCUCUGAUGGUAUCUAAAUGUUCUGUAUCUUGUACUUUGAUUGUCUAUCUGGUGACAAUGUAAAAAUACUAGGCUAAUAUAAAAGUAUCUAAUUGUAUUUAUUAAUUGUUGAUACUGAGAUUCAGUCUGUGACCUGUGUUUUGUAUUUUUAUUGUGUAUCUUAGUGGUGGUGAAAUUUGUAUAACAAAUAUUUCCAAUAAAGAGCUGAAGUAUCCCUUUUUCAAGUUAACACAAUCUGCAUCAGUUUCAGUUUACAUGUUAAACGUGUUUGCAGAACUAGGAGGUAGGUAGUGAAAACUUUUUUUUUUUUUUUAAUUGUGUUGGUUUUGAGAAAUGGACUUCAGGCUGUUUGUCUGAAGCUGCUCAAAACUUGCUUUUAAGCUAUUCACUGUGAGUAGUAGAGGGAUUCAUUCAAUCCCCACUCUAAUAGUUUCCUGUGUACACUUUUUAAAUGUGCAACUCUGAGGAAUGUCUGCCUUGCAGAGAGCAGUAUAGCACCAGACCAGGGAGCUGUUAACCCAUUUCGAUUUGCACUAAAGGUGGGUGGAAAUGCAUGUAUAUACACAUUUUCUUUACCUACAAGUGCCAUCAAUUAAUUGUCCUUGCAAGUUAAAAAUCAUUCAGUAUUUAAUUUAGAUUGCAUUGUAACACUGAAGGACAAUGCCUAAGCAGACUUUAACUUAUGCCACAUUUAUAGUGGCACAUUGUCAUAGAAACUCCACCUGGUUUUUGGAACACUGUGUGUCAGUGAGAAAUGCAUUGUCCUACGGGCAGAGAGGACGAGGCAUAAAGAGUUCCGCGGUUAUAGACAUGACUGCUGUAGUUCAGGUCCACUAUCUUUUCACUAAACACACCCUACCCUGGCAAUGUUCUGCUUUUAAAAAAAAAAAAAAAAAAAAAAAAAAAGAGAGAGA
This is a messenger RNA of Struthio camelus australis, 5480 nucleotides long. The record is from RefSeq and is a predicted model, not a curated record. NCBI's taxonomy places the organism in Eukaryota, Metazoa, Chordata, Aves, Struthioniformes, Struthionidae.